Molecule: messenger RNA, 4251 nt
Organism: Uncinocarpus reesii 1704
Lineage: Eukaryota; Fungi; Ascomycota; Eurotiomycetes; Onygenales; Onygenaceae
Exons: 4
Coding region: 1-4251 (1416 amino acids)
Biological process (GO): mRNA splicing, via spliceosome
Cellular component (GO): catalytic step 2 spliceosome
Molecular function (GO): mRNA binding; helicase activity
Source: RefSeq, a predicted model, not a curated record
AUGGGGUUACAAAUGCGCCCAGCCAUGGCGCGCAGCUUAGAUAUGCGUCCCACCGUGAACGAUCUUCAGGAGGAGAAUCAAUGGGUGGCUUUAGCGAGAGGUCACUGGCUUAAAUCGUCCAAACCGCGCAAGGUCAGGCCUGAGACUAUCAAGAGUGACAUUUGGGACCCUUUGGUAUCAGAAGGCUUUUCGCUUCAUUCACUGCUUCUGCUGGAAAACCUCCAUAUUUUAGAGAAAUAUUUAUGGCCUACCUAUUCGGAGGACGCCUCGAAUUACCAUGUCCUGUUGAUUGCCGUGAUUGUGGGCAUCAAGCAAAGGGAACAUCUGCCAAUAUGGGAACACUUUUCCGACCGACCGGACGAUUUUUCGAAUCUCUUCCGCCGUAUCCUUUCUAUGAAUCUUGACUCUACGCUCUCUACCACAUCCCGCAUCUAUCUUCUUUCGUUCGUCAUUAGCGCCUUUCAAUCAUUAGAGAACCCCCGAGUUCGUAAAGAAUGCGCACCCCUCGUCUCCAUCUCUAUUUGGCACAACCUCUUCAGCGUCGAAUCUUGCAAUAAUCAGCUUGAACAAUCCGCAGCUCUGAAACGGGCAUGGCGCGUGUCGACCAAACGAUAUGAUAUGGCGGACGAUGGUGGAAAGGCGCGAAUCCGGUUUGAGAGAUCUUGGCUAUACUCCAUGCUCUUGGACUUCUUGCAGCGGUUGAAAUCACUUGAGGAAGGGAACGACGAUAGCAUGAGAUACUGCGAACGCUUCAUGGAGCUUCUUGUCGACCUAGAAAGUCAACUACCCACGCGGCGCUACGUAAAUACUUUGUUAAAGGAUCUACAUAUCCUACCGAUCCUCCAUAACUCAGCAGUCCUCAAAACUGGAACAGGCUUGCUGCUGCGUGAUUUCUACAACCUUCUCAGACACUUCAUUGAAUUUUCUAUAGAUGAUCAGUCUGGCCAACAGCUUUCUCCCCAAGAGUCCUACGAUAUCCACUGCCAACGGCUUGCUCGGCUUCAAAGAGUUGCGAUCAAACAAUUCAAAAGCAAGUUGACUCUUCUUGCACUCGCCAAUUACGGCUCUAUUGAAAAACGCUCUGAGUUAGAGGCGCAUCUAUCGGAUCUGGACGAUGCACAAUUGGAAAGUUUGUGUUCUGCUUUAGGAUUUAGGACAAAAUAUCCAGAGCAGACUGGCAUCCAGGCGGACCGCAAGUUAUUACUCGAAAUCAUCGUGUCCGCCUUCGAACGUCGGGCAUCAUUUCAAAAAGUUGCAUCCGAUCUAUCUGUUUUGCCGACCGAAAAAUCACUGUAUGAACCGGCAUUGCUUCGGAACGAAGUGUACGAUGGUUCCCGACCGUUGGCGGUUCCAAAGUUAAACCUACAAUAUUUGAGCGUAGGCGACUUUUUAUGGCGCUCGCUUUUGCUUUACCGAGCAGAGUCGUUUUUCGAGAUUAAAGCCGACCUAGAAUCGGUUGUGAAACGGAUGGCGCCACGCAUUAGUCGAGAAACCAAGCAGACAACAUUCGAGGGCUUCUCACGGAUGGCUAUUCCAAUUUCCAAGCCCGCCAUCAUAGAGGUAGCACCAGCGAAAAUAGGAAGCGCAAGCCCAGCUCACGUUCGUGCUGAAAUCUUAUUAGAUGUUAGCCGGCUGACUGACAAUAUUCGUCGAGAAUGGGAGACGCUUCGACCGGACGAUGUGAUAUUCCUGCUAGCAGUCGGCGCCACAAGCCCCAUCUCUACCCUGUCAUUUAAUUCCACCAAUAAACCUGAGGAUAUUGGAAUAUUGCACGUUCGCUGUGCAGAAAUAGUACAAAUCCUCGAUGCAAACGGUCGUAUGAUCCGCGAGCCUCAAAAUGUUCAACAAAAUGGUCAUUUCCGACAGCGACCUAAUCAGCGAAGGCUACUCGUCAAUUUGGAUGCUAGAACUUACAAGGCAGAUUUAGACGCACGCGGAAAGGACCAACCCGAUAUCUAUUCAUCAAUAAACGUGAUCGUCCGCCGGAAAGGCCGUGAAAAUAAUUUUAAGCCGAUUCUUGAAACAGUCCAGGCUCUAACAACCGCGGACACAAAACUUCCGUCAUGGCUACAGGAAGUUUUCCUAGGAUAUGGAGAUCCACGCAGCGCUACCUACCCCAACUUAGGGACCAAAGUGAAGUCUAUUGAUUAUAGAGACACUUUUCUGGAUUGGGAUCAUCUUGUUGAAAGUUUUCCGGAUCGCUCCAUUGAACCGGAAGCAGGCAGAAAUGCUGGUUUUGGGCGGCCAUUUGUGUUGGAAAUGGACGACAAUCAAUCCAAGGGGGAAACGCUGAAUCCAUCCAGGAAAAGGAGACGUGAUCCCGAUGAAACCGUGCCGCCUUCAAAAAGUUCAAUACGUGUUUCUACAUAUAAACCCGUCAACCGGGGACCUUAUAUUGUAGACACGCCGAAAAUGAACCAAAUACGGUUCACGCCCGCCCAAGUCAAUGCCAUUGUUUCUGGCACCCAGCCAGGUUUAACCAUAAUUGUUGGGCCUCCAGGCACAGGAAAGACUGAUGUUGCGACUCAAAUUAUUAGCAACAUAUAUCAUAAUUUCCCCAAUGAGCGGACAUUAUUAGUAGCUCAUAGCAAUCAAGCCCUCAACCAAUUGUUCCAGAAGAUCAUUGCGUUGGAUAUUGACGAACGACACCUUCUCCGCCUUGGGCAUGGGGAAGAGGAACUCGAAACUGAAGCUAGUUAUAGCAAAUUCGGCAGAGUGGAGUCGUUUCUAGAAAAUAGGUCCGGAUAUCUUUCUGAAAUUGAUCGCCUGGCGGCGUCAAUUGGGGCAGAAGGGGCGCAUGGAAACUCAUGUGAAACGGCGGGAUACUUUAAUACCGUACACAUCCAGCCGGCUUGGACGAAAUUCUGGGAUACCGCGCGAUUGGAAGAGUCAUCGUGCGAAAGCAUAGUUCAAGCUUUCCCUUUUCACUCAUUCUUCGCGAACGCUCCUCAACCCCUUUUCAAGCCAGAGGCGUCAAAGGAAGAAGUUUGUGAUAUCGCCGCUGGCUGUCAACGCCAUCUCGACAAAAUAUUCUCUGAACUAGAAGAUAUUCGUCCUUUCGAGAUAUUACGGCAGCAACGAGACAGGGCGAACUACCUUUUGGUCAAAGAAGCUAGAAUUAUAGCGAUGACUUCAACCCAUGCCGCAAUGAGACGCCAGGAGAUAGCCAACCUUGGGUUCCAUUACGAUAACGUUAUCAUGGAAGAAGCUGCCCAGGUUACCGAAAUUGAAAGUGUGAUUCCCUGCGCUCUUCAAAAUACCAUAAAUGGUGAGUUACCACUGAAACGGGUGGUGCUAUGCGGUGACCAUCUCCAAAAUUCUCCGAUUGUCCAGAACAUAGCAUUCCGCCAAUAUGCGAAUUUCGAACAGACCCUCUUCCUUCGGCUGGUUAGAUUAGGCGUGCCAACAAUCACCCUAGACCAACAAGGUCGGGCACGUCCAUCUAUUGCCGAAUUAUUCAAAUGGAGAUACGAAAGACUAGGCAACCUCCCCACUGUCGAGAAUGGAGAAGAGUUUAAGAUUGCCAAUGCAGGAUUCCGAUACGAUUACCAAUUCAUCAACGUACCGAAUUAUCAAGGGACUGGCGAGAGGGAGCCAUCUCCACAUUUUAUCCAAAAUCUGGGUGAAGCUGAAUACGCUGUCGCCUUAUUCCAAUAUAUGCGUUUACUAGGCUACUCCGCUUCGAAAAUUUCCAUUCUCACAACGUAUGCUGGCCAGAGAGCUUUGAUCAAGGAUGUUCUGAAUCACAGAUGUGCAAAAAAUUCCCUCUUCGGGCUCCCUAGGAUAGUCACAACCGUCGAUAAGUAUCAAGGAGAGCAAAAUGAUUAUAUAAUUUUGUCUCUCACCCGAACGAAAACAGUGGGAUAUCUUCGAGAUGUCCGACGUCUAACUGUUGCUCUUUCUCGUGCGCGCUUGGGGUUGUAUAUCUUAGGUCGACGUGAAGUAUUCGAGUCAUGUUUUGAACUAAAACCCGCAUUUGAUAUUCUUGCCCAGCGCCCAGAUAAGCUCAUGCUGGUUCCAGGGGAAUUGUUCCCCACCUCUAGAGCCCUUGACGAAGAUGUCAGUGGUACACCUAUGGAAAGCAUAGAGCACAUAGGGCAGUAUGUAUAUGAAAUGACGCAGGCAAAGAUCAAGGCCAUGGGGGACGAAAUGACCGCUUUGGAUGCGACUCCUAUGGACGAAGAUGAGGAGCUCGGUGGAAUUGAAGAGGAGGCAUUCGAUGACGCUGCGCGAGAAAGUCUUCUGGACUGA